Messenger RNA from Cotesia glomerata, 1338 nucleotides. Its product is annotated as ketohexokinase-like. Gene Ontology annotation, biological process: fructose metabolic process. The transcript has 4 exons. The record is from RefSeq and is a predicted model, not a curated record. Gene Ontology annotation, molecular function: ketohexokinase activity. Bases 159 to 1322 code for a protein of 387 amino acids. NCBI's taxonomy places the organism in Eukaryota, Metazoa, Arthropoda, Insecta, Hymenoptera, Braconidae.
GCUGUUUAAUAAGUCUAUUUAUUAUUAUUGUUUCAAGAAUAAAAACAAUGAGAUAGCAGUAAUAUAUUUAAUUUUUUUAUUUUUUUUUAAAUAUUAAAAAAUAGUUUUAAUAAAUUAUAUUGUAGAAUAAUUAAGUGCAAAGAAGUUUAAGAUUAAAAAUGAUUUCGAGUUUUUAUGAAAAAUUAGUUGGAAGUUCGCAACAAGAGUCUUCCAGUCCCAAAAUUUUGUGUGUUGGGCUUGUGUGCCUUGACAUUGUACAAACAUGUAAAAAUUUUCCAUUAGAAGAUACUGAUACUCGAUGCAUUGAUUAUAGAUGGCAACGCGGCGGUAACGCUUCGAACAAUUGCACGGUAUUGUCCAAACUGGGAAGUAAAUGCGAAUUUUUUGGCACACUUGGAACAGAGCACCACUUGAAAUUUUUGAAAGACGACAUGCUUAAGUACAGUAUUGAUUUUAGUCAUUGCCCAAUAAUUGAUAAAAUUGGUUGUCCCACAUCGACAGUUAUAUUGAGUUUACAAGCCGGAUCCAGAACUAUAUUGCAUCACAAUCCAAAUUUACCAGAACUUACUAGUCAAGAUUUUGAAAAAUUAAAUUUAGAUAAUUACCGCUGGAUACAUUUUGAAGGAAGAAAUAUUCCACGAGUAUUGGGGAUGAUGCAAUCCAUUGAAAAUUAUAAUAGUAAAUUAAAAUCAAUAAAAUCAAAUAAUAAUACUACACCGAUAACUGUUAGUGUUGAAUUGGAAAAAAAUAAAAUUGAAUUAUUGGAUUUAUUGCCGUAUGCAGAUGUUGCAUUUAUUUCAAAAGAUUUUGCUUGUAGUCGAGGAUAUAGUAAUAUGACGGAAACUAUUAAAAAUAUUUCACGUGAUGUUAAAUCUGGAGCGACAAUUAUUUGUGCGUGGGGUGACAGAGGAGCAAUGGCAAGAACACCAGAUGGUACAAUUGUUCAAUCACCGGCAUUUCCUCCAACGCAAAUAAUUGAUUCAUUAGGUGCCGGCGACACGUUUACUGCAGCCGUAUUGCACUAUUUAAAUCACGUUAAAUUAAAAAAAAGUCAAUUUAAUGUAAUAAAUACCGACAAUACAGAUCAGAUAACUAAAACUCAACAACAAUCAGAUCAAGAUCCAUCAUCAUCAUCAAAUUCUAAUAUAGUUCCUAAAAAGAUAACAUUUAAUUGUAACAUUGAGAGCUCAGAGUACAGCAACACUGACUUUAUUGAUCAAACAAUUUUACAAGCAGCCAUUACGUUUGCUUGCCGUACUGCCGGUAAUAAAAUUGGGUUCAAAGGUUACGAUCAUCUACAAUCAACUCCAAUCUGUUUUUAAUUGUAAUAAAUAAUAA